CAGAAAGCCAGAGGAGGGAGGAGUUGAGAGAGACAGAGAGAGUAGGGCAGUGUCAGAAAGCCAGAGGAGGGAGGAGUUGAGAGAGACAGAGAGAGUAGGACAGUGUCAGAAAGCCAGAGGAGGGAGCGGAUACAGAGAAUGAGGGAGGGUUAGAGGAGGAGGAGGAGUUAGUGUGUGAACGAUGAAGGGAUAGCCUUGAUGAAAUCAACAGCUUGUUCACUGGUCGGACUUUCCCAAGACUGCAUGGUGGUCUGCACGUCUCACACACUCCCCGUCGGACACACACGCACGGCUGUAGCUGGGACUAACGACAAACACCACAGGUAGAUGAAGAAGCAGAGAAGAUGACGUUGUUUGGGCUGGACUGUGCCAAGAAGAAAGAGAGAGAGUUGGAGAGGAAACUGAGGGCAAACGACAGAGAGCAUAACCUCUCCUUCAGAUAUGCGACCAAUGCCAUUAAGACGUCCAAAUACAACGCGUUCACCUUCCUGCCCCUCAACCUCUUCGAACAGUUCCAGAGAAUAGCCAACGCUUACUUCCUCAUUCUGCUGCUACUCCAAGUGAUUCCUGCCAUCUCCUCUCUGUCCUGGUUCACGACCGUAGUCCCUCUGGUCCUGGUGCUGUCUGUGACCGCUGCUAAAGAUGCUACCGAUGACAUAAACCGCCACAGGAGUGACAACCAGGUGAACAACAGGAAGGUCACAGUGCUCAUGGAUGGAGAACUACGGAGUGAAAAAUGGAUGGCCGUUCAGGUGGGCGACAUCAUCAAACUGGAAAACAACCAGUUUGUUACGGCAGACCUGUUGCUGCUCUCUAGUAGUGAACCUCUCAACCUGGUCUACAUAGAGACUGCUGAACUGGAUGGAGAGACCAAUCUAAAAGUGAAGCAGGCUCUGACAGUAACAGGAGACAUGGGAGACAAGAUCCACAGCCUGGCUGCUUUCAAUGGGGAGGUGCGCUGUGAGCCCCCCAACAACCGGCUGGACCGUUUCACAGGAACAUUGACAAACGCUGGUCAGAAAUACUCUCUGGACAACAACAAGAUCCUGCUGAGGGGCUGCACCCUCAGGAACACAGAGUGGUGCUUUGGACUGGUGCUGUUCGGAGGUCCAGAGACUAAACUGAUGCAGAACUGUGGGAAGACCACAUUCAAGAGGACCAGCAUCGACCGCCUGAUGAACGUGCUCGUCCUUUGUAUCUUUGGCUUCCUGGCGUUCAUGUGCAUGAUCCUGGCCAUCGGCAACCGGAUCUGGGAGCAACGCUGGGGGUCAGAGUUCACGGCCUUCCUGCCCAGACAGGACGGAGUCGACACUCCCUUCUCCUCCUUCCUCACCUUCUGGUCCUACGUUAUCAUCCUCAACACCGUCGUACCCAUCUCCCUCUACGUCAGUGUGGAGGUCAUCCGUCUGGGCAACAGUUUCUACAUCGACUGGGACAGGAAGAUGUACCAUGCCCGUAGUGACACCCCGGCCAAGGCCCGGACCACCACGCUGAACGAGGAGCUGGGUCAGAUCAAAUACAUCUUCUCGGACAAGACCGGAACACUCACGCAGAACAUCAUGAUCUUCAACAAGUGUUCUAUCAACGGGAAGAGCUACGGAGAUGUAUUUGACUACACUGGCCAGAGAUUGGAGAUCAACGAGCACACAGAGACAGUGGACUGGUCCUUCAACCCUCUUGCUGACCAUCAAUUCUCUUUCCAUGACCACUCCCUGGUGGAGGCUGUAAAGCUGGAGAAUGUGGAGGUCCACUCCUUCUUCAGAACAUUGGCCCUCUGUCACACUGUUAUGGCUGAGGAGAAGACAGAGGGUGAGUUGCUGUACCAGGCCCAGUCACCUGACGAAGGUGCUUUGGUAACCGCAGCGCGCAACUUUGGCUUCGUGUUCCGCUCGCGCACGCCAGAGAGCGUCACUAUCGUAGAGAUGGGAAAAGAACGCAGCUACGAGCUGCUCGCCAUCCUCGACUUCAACAACGUCCGCAAGAGGAUGUCCGUCAUCGUGCGGAGUCCAGAGGGGAAGCUGUGUCUGUACUGUAAAGGAGCAGACACCAUGGUCUAUGAGAGGCUGGACCAGUCCUGUACCAAGCUGAUGGACGUCACCACUGAACACCUCAACGAGUAUGCUGGUGAGGGCCUGCGGACCCUGGCUUUGGCCUAUAAGGACUUGGAUGAGGAGUAUUUUAGCAGGUGGAAACUUCGCCACCAUGAGGCCAGCACAGCCCUGGAGGACCGAGAGGACAAGCUAGACCUGCUCUAUGAGGAGAUAGAGAAAGACCUGGUGUUGCUGGGGGCUACAGCCAUAGAGGAUAAGCUCCAGGAUGGUGUGCCACAGACCAUCGAGCAGCUCGCCAAAGCUGACAUCAAGAUAUGGGUGCUCACCGGCGACAAACAGGAGACGGCAGAGAACAUUGGCUACUCGUGCAACAUGCUGCGUGAGGAGAUGAACGACAUCUUCAUCGUGUCGGCCAACAACCCGGAUGAUGUCAGACAGGAACUGAGGAAUGUAUUGAGCACCAUGAAACCAGGUGCAGAGGAGGAGGCCAUCUUCAUGCCAGAGAGGACGCUGGGUAACAAGCCGAAGGUGGUCAGGGACGAGGAGGUGAACGGGGAGUACGGCCUGGUCAUCAACGGACACAGUCUGGCCUAUGCCCUGGAGCAUAGCAUGGAGCUGUUGUUCCUGCGUACAGCCUGUCUGUGUAAGACGGUGAUCUGCUGUAGAGUGACACCACUACAGAAAGCCCAGGUGGUUGAGCUGGUCAAGAAAUACAAACAGGCUGUCACUCUGGCCAUAGGAGACGGGGCCAAUGACGUCAGCAUGAUUAAAGCUGCUCAUAUAGGUGUAGGUAUAAGCGGUCAGGAAGGUAUGCAGGCGGUCCUGUCCUCAGACUACUCCUUCGCUCAGUUCCGCUUUCUCGAGCGCCUCCUCCUGGUCCACGGCCGCUGGUCCUACCUGAGGAUGUGUAAAUUCCUGCGCUACUUCUUCUACAAGAACUUCACCUUUACCUUCGUUCACUUCUGGUACGCCUUCUUCUGCGGCUUCUCAGCACAGACGGUCUAUGAUGAGUGGUUCAUCACUCUGUAUAACCUGGUCUACACGGCACUUCCUGUACUGGGCAUGAGUCUGUUUGACCAGGAUGUGAAUGACAUGUGGAGUUUCCAGCACCCCAAUCUGUACGUUCCAGGCCAGUUGAAUCAGUACUUCAGUAAGACAGCCUUCUUUAAGUGUGCCCUCCACAGUGUCUACAGCUCAGUAGUGCUGUUCUUCAUCCCCUACGCUGCCAUGUACGACACGGUCCGAGACGACGGGCGGGACAUUGCUGACUACCAGUCCUUCGCCCUGCUGGCCCAGACCUGUCUGGUCAUCACCGUCUGUAUACAGCUGUGUCUGGACAUGUCCUACUGGACAGCGGUCAACCAGUUCUUUGUGUGGGGUCUGGCCAUGUACUUUGUUGUCACCUUCAGCAUGUACAGUAAUGGCACGCAUAUCACCUUCCCUGCAUCCUUCCCCUUCAUCGGCACAGCCAGGAACUCUCUGAACCAGCCCAACGUGUGGCUGACCAUCCUGCUUACCUCCAUCCUCUGUGUACUUCCUGUGGUUGCCUACCGCUUCCUGUUGAUACAGCUCCGCCCCACCAUCAACGACAAGGUGAUGUUCAAGGUGAGACAGGCCAAGGCCACGCCCCCUCUCCCAGCACGACGAGCCAGGAUGCGGCGUACCAGCUCCCGCCGCUCCGGAUACGCCUUCUCGCACGCACAGGGCUACGGGGACCUGGUGACGUCCAACCAUUUCCUGCGCCGUCCAGCCAUCACGCGCUCCACCGCUUUCACCCCUCUGGGGCGCACCACAGGGUUCAGCCCCAUGGGCCGCUCGGCAGGAUACAGCCCCACAGGGAACGCUCUGAACUCCAGACCACAGGAGGUGGAGGUGACAUCACUACAGAUGUACCGGAUGGUGCGAGACUCCGCCUUCUGAAGAACUGCACAGUGCGAGAUCCCGCCUUCUGAAGAACUGCACAGUGCGAGACCCCGCCUUCUGAAGAACUGCACAUUGCGAGACCCCUCCUUCUGAGGGAAGAGAGGAAGAGGAUGUGGAGGAGUUGUUGUUUACAGAGGACCAAAUCAGUGGAUGUGAUAUGUAAAAAAUAUAUAUCCUAAACAUUGACACAUACUGUAACUGUACACACACAAAUCUCUAUGACGACUGACUUGUCGACGCGUUCCAAAGACAGCCCCUCGUAUCUGAUUGGUCACGCUCUCUUUUUCCCCCCCCCGCUUCAUUGCCUCUCCUGUUCCAAUCAAUGGCCUUGUGUUCCAUCAGGACUGUUGUCAUGGCGAAACAAACCUCUCCUGUUCCAAUCAAUGACCUUGUGUUCCAUCAGGACUGUUGUCAUGGAGAAACAAACCUCUCCUGUUCCAAUCAUUGGCCUUGUGUUCCAUCAGGACUGUUGUCAUGGGGAAACAUACCUCUCCUGUUCCAAUCAUUGGCCUUGUGUUCCAUCAGGACUGUUGUCAUGGGGAAACAAACCUCUACAGGUCAACUGUAUGCUAUAUUGUCUGUCAACUGAGGAUAAACUAUUACACUAUACUACAGUAUGACUGCUGUGACACCAUAGGAUCGUAUACUACACUGUGACUCUGUACUCAGUGCUGUGACACCAUAGGAUUGUAUGACUCUGUACUCAGUGCUGUGACACCAUAGGAACAU
This is a messenger RNA of Oncorhynchus tshawytscha (Chinook salmon), 4703 nucleotides long. Its product is annotated as phospholipid-transporting ATPase ID. Gene Ontology annotation, cellular component: plasma membrane. Lineage: Eukaryota; Metazoa; Chordata; Actinopteri; Salmoniformes; Salmonidae. The record is from RefSeq and is a predicted model, not a curated record. Gene Ontology annotation, biological process: phospholipid translocation; Golgi organization. Gene Ontology annotation, molecular function: ATP hydrolysis activity; magnesium ion binding; ATP binding.